AAACACACGCACACACACACACACACACACCUUCAAGUGACUCGAGCCCGUGCCGUGGCUUUGUAACGAGCCGUCCCAGUCCAAUGCGAUGAUAUUCGUCUCAUGCAUCCGGGCUGUCAGGCUUAUCUGGUUACAAAAUGAGUCAAAAGCUAGUUUGGGUGGUUGAAACCGACCUGGGUUAAAUGUCAGUGGCGCUUUCAGUUCAUGCCACAUUCCUGGAUUCUUCACCAGAACACAAGCUUUUUUGGUCGGGAGUUUCGACGGGCUGCUUUUGUUGAGGCAGGGCUUGGAAGAACAGAGGAAUUUUUGGAAUAUCGAAAAGCUGCUGGUGGAAAACUGCCGGAAACGCACAAGUCCAAGUCGUCUGGGAUUCGUAUCGUUCACAUGAUGGAUGUGAUUUCACAGUGCACGGAGGAAAUGACACGAUCUGUCACCCUGGAUUAACACGGACUCAGAUUCACCCAUUGGUGGGAUUUGUUAUCCACGAAUUAACGUGGCAUUUGGGCAAACUCCUUUUGGCAGGAUGUUGACACCAUGAAGGCUUGGGAAUACUGACCAUAAUAUAAUCGGGAAGAUUUCUGCCUACAUGCUCACAGCUUGCAGUGCAGAAUGGCAUCGCCCGAGAGACUGUAUGAGGUUUGGAUGCUGUACUGCAAUAAGAAGGACCCGGACUACCUGAAACUCUGGUUGGAGAUCUUCAUCGGCUCCUACGAGAGAUGCCUGGAUGUGGAUUUCGAGAAACCACCAACCAGGUUGGAGGAGACGCCGCCCGUCAUGACGCUGUUACCUGAUAACAUCCUGCAGGUGUUGCGUCUGCAGCUGCUGCAGUGUGUGCAGAAAGCGUCUGAGGGACUGGAGCCUGAGCAGCAGACGUUGGCCCUCCUGCUCCUCAAGUUCCUCAUCGUCAUCUGCAGGAACCUGUCAAAUGUGGAAGAGAUCAGCGCCUGUUCCUACAUAAACCACAUCAUCACCAUGACAACACUUUAUAUCCAGCAGCUGAAGAGUAAGACGAAAGAGAAGGAGCUGGCUGAUCAGACACAAGCCGAGGAGUUUGUCCGUCACGCUUUGGCCUUCUGUGAGAGUCUGUAUGAUCCCUAUCACAACUGGAGGCAUCGCAUUCACGGACAGCAGCUCAGUACUGUGGAGAGAAGCAGACAGAAGUUUAAAGCUGCACCGCUCACUGUAGAGUUUGUGCCCUUCUUCUACCAAUGUUUUCAGGAGAGUGAGCACCUGAAGGACAGUCUUAAAUGUUGCCUUUUGCACCUGUUUGGAGCCGUUGUUGCGGGUGGACAGCGUAACGCCCUGCUGGCCAUCUCUCCGGCCACGAUGGAGGUGCUGCUGGGAGUGUUGGGUGCCGGUGAGUGUCUGAGCGGAGGUGGAGACGGAGAGGACUGGGACAGCGAGGAUCCUGACAGGAAGGCUUUGUUGACUCUGGGCUGUUUGCGGGAGGUGGUGCACCGGCUCCUGGCCAGCAGCUCCGAUCAGAGACAGGUGGAGAUCAGCUCAGUGCUGGAGAGCUACUUCAAACUGCUCAACUCGGACCCCGCCGCCACAGCGCAGGUCAAAGGUCGCCCGUCGCCGCCCCGCUCUCGGCACUGGGAGAGCCGCUUUGUGGCAUUACAGGUGAACAUGCUCGAAACCAUUCAGGACAUGUUUGAGUGCAGCGACCGCCCCGUCCUGCAGGCCAUCUUCCUCAACAGUAACUGCUUUGAGCAUCUGACCCGACUCCUGCAGAACAGUAAGGUGUUCCAAGGGAGGCUCGACUCUCUUGCCAUGGCAACGAUCAAAACUCUCACGACAGUGAUGCACAAGUCGCCUGCUGCAAAGGAAGUGUUUAAGGAGCGGAUUGGCUACACUCACCUGUAUGAGGUGUUGGUGUCACUGGGUCAACCGUCCAGACACCUGCUGAAGGAACUCAUGAACAUGGCUGUUGAGGGUGAGCAUUCGUCCGUGGGUCUCCUGGGCAUCAGCAACGUGGAGCCUCUCCUGCUCCUGAUCCAGUGGCUUCCAGAGCUGGACUCUGCCGAGCUGCAGAUCUUCACUGCCGACUGGCUCCGGCGCAUCUGCUGUCUGAACCGGUGCACGCGAGCCACCUGCGUCAACUCCUGCAUGACUGCCAGAGUGCUGUCGGCUCUGGAGAGACACGAGCGGCUGCACCGGGCCUGUGCCGAGAGUCUGGUGGGCCUGUUGGGGUCUUUAGGCAGCCAGUCGCUGAGUUCCUCUGAGCUCCAGAAUCUGCUGAGACUCCUGCGUCAGGACGAGCCGGGCCGCGCUCACCCGUAUGUGGGUCCGGUGCUGCGGGCGCUCCUGGGGAUGGUGCGCAAACAGGGCCUGGAGAGCGCCAUGCAGUACUUUGAUCUGUCGCCGCCCAUGGCUGGCAUCGCCGUGCCGACCAUCCUCCGUUGGCCAGGCUCCGCCUUCAGCUUCGUUGCUUGGCUGUCAUUGGACCAAGAUCAGCUGGGCCCGCCCAGUAAAGGAGAGAAGAGGAAGCAGCUAUAUAGUUUUUUCACCCCGGGCGGCACCGGGUUCGAGGCCUUUAUCAGUUCAGCCGGAGUGCUUGUGGUUGCCGUGUGCACUAAGAAAGAAUACGUCACCGUCAUGUUGCCUGACUACUGCUUCUGUGAUUCGCUUUGGCACAGUAUUGGUGUCGUUCACGUGCCGGGGAAGAGGCCGUUUGGCCAGAGUCUGGUCUACAUCUUUGUGGAUGGACAGCAGAAACUAUCAGCACCUUUAAAAUACCCAACCAUGACUGAGGCCUUCACGUCAUGCUGUAUCGGUUCAGCGGGUCACCGCACCACGACGCCUCCUCCCUCUCAGAUCCCUGAUCCUCCGUUUUCCGGAGGCAAUCCCUCCGGACGCUCGUCAUUUGGCGCUAUCCUCCCGGGUUGGGGCGGCCUGCUAGGGACCAAACCUGAGUCUGUCACCAAACUGAUUUCCGCCGGGACUCAGGACAGCGAGUGGGGCAGUCCCACCUCACUGCAAGGCCAGCUGGGAAGUGUCAUGGUCUUCCACGAGCCCCUCCAAGCCAGUCACGUCAAAGCCCUCUGUAGCGCAGGACCAAACUGUAUUUCUCCCUUUAAAAGUCAAGAGGCUGAACUCGGAGACCUGGCGCCCAAACUUCUGCUACACUAUUCUCCAAAGUUGACUUUGUUAACCCCUGAGUUGCAUCACGUGGACCCCUCGGGGUCAGAGUUCAGCACCCCUGACUCAGCCACACCCGCUGAUGGAGACUGGGUCAUACUGCCCUCAAACAGAGCGUCAGAGGCCAGACUGGAGAAGAAUCUCGUGGCAACGUUCUUGCUGGUGAUCAAGCAUUUCCUGCAGAGGCAUCCUAUAAACCAGGAAACCCUUCUGCACUCCCACGCUGUGGCCACGUUAGGAGCUCUGCUGCAGAAGUUUUUUGUGGCUCUUAUACUUUUGCGCUGAUCUUGAUGUAUUUUUCACGGUGAAGGUCACAUCCAGUACAUGUCCACCAUCAUCAAAGACAGCAGGAAGCAGUUCAGGAAGAAAUAUGGAGUGCAGUUCCUGCUGGACACAGUUCGCCUUUAUUAUGGUUCUGGAAGUAAAGAUGCAGAUUUGAGUGAGGACGACAUCAAGACAAUCAGAGCUUCUCUCUGUGGCCUUCUGAAGUAUUACAUCAGCAAGGGAACCACCCAAGAGGAGAUCCAGAGCAUUCUGGGAUACAUCGCUGCCAUUGGAGAUGAGGAACAGCUGUGUGGGAUCCUGGAGCUGCUGUUGACUCUUCUGCAGACCAGCACGGCGCGGGACCAGCUCUUCCUGCUGCUGUUUGAACCGGGAGCAGCCGACUCCUGCUACGCUCUGCUGCUCAACAACAAACACUCCGACCGCCUCCGAGAGCUCGUCUUCAAGCUGUUUGAGCGGAUGCUGAAGUGUGACCGUGUGUAUGAGAAGAGCAAACAGAGGUUGCGCUUGAGGGAUGUGGGAUACUCUGGCCUCAGUCUGCUGUUUUCAGACCUGCACCUCACCUCCACCCUCAUCAAGUGCCUCCUUCACCAAGUGCUGUCUACUGAUACUGUUAUAAACUAUAAAGAUCUGAUGGCUGUGGUUCUGCUGACCCAUAAAGCCGGGCCCAGCAUUCGCCUGACUGUAUGCAAGAGGCUGUAUGCGCUGCUGCAGUCUCAGCAGGAUGCAGCGCUGCAGAUCUCCAGGCAGACGUGUUGGCAGGGCACUCUAAUGAGUUUGUUUGUCCGGAGCCCUGGGAGCGACGGAGGUUCUGGUUCGGGCCGUGGUGACGCGGCCAGUCUGGGGAGUUUCGAGCUGAGCCGCAGCAGUGGAGGAAACCGCCUGGAGCCUCCUCUGGAGCGCAGGCCUCUGGGAGACAGUGUGGGGAGGCUUGAGGAGCGAGACAGCGCCUCAGACAGCAGGUCCAUAGACAGCCUGGACAACGGAGAGCUGAUGUCCCUCUCCGAAACACCAGGGGACGUGCCCACACCCAAAGCCUGGGGCAGGAAAGCUGGGGUCUUGAGUUUGGACCUGUCCCAGCUGCAUCUGUUCGAUCACGGGGACAGCGGCAGUCAUACUCCGGGCAGCAUGCCGAGCACACCGUCUCCUCUGGAGAACGCAAAGCCCUUUCCUGGAGCUUCCUCUCUGAAUGAUGACAGCUUCCUGUUUAGUGACAAUGUGUCCCUGGGAGAGUCUUUUAACAGUGAG
This is a messenger RNA of Sinocyclocheilus anshuiensis, 4671 nucleotides long. RefSeq names its product neurobeachin-like protein 1. Gene Ontology annotation, cellular component: cytosol; membrane. NCBI's taxonomy places the organism in Eukaryota, Metazoa, Chordata, Actinopteri, Cypriniformes, Cyprinidae. The transcript is spliced from 25 exons. The annotation marks the transcript as partial. The record is from RefSeq and is a predicted model, not a curated record. Gene Ontology annotation, biological process: intracellular protein localization. Gene Ontology annotation, molecular function: protein kinase binding.